Gracilinanus agilis (Agile Gracile Mouse Opossum) is the source of this 1602-nucleotide messenger RNA. It is a transcript of the gene CATSPER4, whose product is annotated as cation channel sperm associated 4. Gene Ontology annotation, biological process: sperm capacitation; sodium ion transport; transmembrane transport. The record is from RefSeq and is a predicted model, not a curated record. Gene Ontology annotation, cellular component: sperm principal piece; membrane; acrosomal vesicle. The transcript is spliced from 11 exons. NCBI's taxonomy places the organism in Eukaryota, Metazoa, Chordata, Mammalia, Didelphimorphia, Didelphidae. Gene Ontology annotation, molecular function: calcium-activated cation channel activity; voltage-gated calcium channel activity. The coding region runs from base 1 to 1344 and encodes 447 amino acids.
AUGAAUGAGGGUAAACCAGAAUGGACACAUUGGGACUCAGAACCAGGCAGGCCUAUGAACUUUGCCAAGGGUGGAUUAAAAGAAUCCUAUGGAAGGCCAGAAGAAAAAGUACUCAUCAACCGUCGGGAGGUCACAAUUACGAGGGAUGCCUGGGACAUGCAGGAGUUCAUCACUUACAUGUACAUCAGACAACUCCUUCGACAUCCAGCCUUCCAGGCAUUGUUGGCCAUACUCCUGGUGGCUAAUGCCAUUACCAUCGCUCUGCGCACUAACUCUCACCUUGGCCAGGAACACUAUGAGUUGUUCUCUGCCAUAGAUGACAUUGUGCUUACAAUUCUCAUGUGUGAGGUUCUGCUUGGCUGGUUUAAUGGUUUCUGGAUCUUCUGGAAGGAUGGAUGGAACAUACUCAACUUUGUGAUUGUCUUUGGACUGGUCUUAGGACUCUUCUUUGAUGUCUUUGAUCACAUUGCCAUCGCCUACACCUUGAGGGCACUGAGAUUGAUGCAUGUAUGCAUGGCAAUAGAACCCUUGGCCCGAAUUCUCCGAGUCAUUAUACAAUCUGUACCCGACAUGGCUAACAUCAUGGCGCUCAUCCUCUUCUUCAUGCUGGUUUUCUCCGUUUUCGGAGUCACCCUCUUUGGCUCCAUGGUCCCUGUCCAUUUCCAGAACAUGCAAGUAGCCCUUUACACCCUCUUCAUCUGCAUCACCCAGGAUGGUUGGGUGGACAUCUAUGAUGACUUUCAGAUGCAAGAUAGGGAAUAUGGGCUAGAGAUCGGAGGUGCUGUUUACUUUGCCAUCUUCAUCACCAUUGGUGCUUUCAUUGGUAUUAACCUGUUGGUGGUUGUCGUGACUACGAACCUGGAAGAGAUGAUGAAGGCUAUGGAAAAGGAGAAUCAGGAAGAAAUGACUACUUUUGUCAGCCUGGAGGUGGCCAAAGAGGACCUCUCAAAAGAGAAGCCAGAGCUUCAGCUGGUGCACUGUCAGGAAUGCCUCACAGAUUGGAGUGGAACAGCGAAGCAGGAGCCACUAUCCGGAGGGCCGAUGGAGAACCUGAACGAGAACACUUGCGAUAACUUCUGCCUGGUGCUCGAGGGCAUCCAGGAGAACCUACAGAAGUACAAGAAGAUCCGGGAGGAGCUCAACAAGCUGGUGGAGGAGGUUCGAGCUAUCCGCUUCAACCAAGAGCACGAGGAAGAGGUAAUGCAUCGGAGUUGGAAACGGAGCCUCUCUCAGGAAGACAGAGUCUCGGUGCACAGCCAAGACCUCCUCACUGCCCUCGUAAACAAAGAUAAGGCUCAGGAAUCCUCCACCAUACUUUAUGGGAAGCGCAAGACGAAAGGAUGAAAGGGCAGGACCCAGAACAAAAUGAGCUGCACCCACCUGACCUUCUUGAACCGCCUGCACCCAUCCGACCUCUUGGAUCUGCCUGCAGAUCGGGCAUGACCGCAAAAAGACCCUCCUGCUCUCCCUCCUGUCCCCACCACUUCCCCACCCUGGGAUUGCAGUCACUGUUCUUCGACAGUUAAUUUCUUCCUCAGAGCUCCAGAUGGGCACAGAGGCCUAGAAUAGGGAGGGCAGGAUACCUGGGUCCCACACCCACUC